AAAAUGUAGUCUUGAGGCUUUGAGAAAGAACAACGGCUUCAAACAGUUGGGCCUGCUUGGCUUUUGAGAAUUCAGCAAAUUUCGGCACAAAGAGAGUAAUCUUUGCAAAGGGUUUCAAGCUGAAUUGCUUGGUUGAUAAAGUGAUGGAUGGGAAGACAUCAUCUUUAGUGAAUGAUGCAGUGGAUUGUUUUGCUAAAGGGGAAAUUUUGGACCCUAAUAUCUCAAUAUUGGUUAUGAAUUUUGAGAAUGAAUCUGAUCCUUUUGGAGCAAUCAGUAAUCCGCUCUAUCAGACUACUACUUUUAAGCAGCUGCUUUGGUUUUACCCGCUAUGUAUCUGUAGCAUGGUUCUAAGCAUCAUCUGGUAUAAUGACAUUGCCAAGUUUGGGUAUACUGCAAUGGGACGAUCCAAGUUCACAGGAGAGAAAGACUCAAGUCAAAGCAAUUCUCCAACUUCACAAAAUGCUAGUCAUGUAAAAAGGCCAACUUCACAAAAUUAAUUAAUUAACUGUAAGAACUGAUUUGAGACCCUAACAUAAACACUUUUGUUAUUGAUUUUAGCUGUAAUUAUUGGUUUUUGUUGUUGAUUAGGCUUCAUGGAAGCUGUUAAUUUAGCAGUAAUAUAUAUGCUUAAAAAAUGUGUGACAAAUAAAAUGUGUGUAUAGCACUAAAGAUCGCAUUAUAUAGCGGAUGCAUGAGAAAAUGGUGUAUCUUGUAGUGGCACCAACUUAUCUCCCUGCUCAUCACUUCACUACCAAAGAUGUAAAUGGAAACCCACAUGAAUUCAACCUCAUCGAUGAUGGUAUUUGUGUCAAUAAUCUGGUAUACAUUUUUAACUUAUUAUUAUUAG
Arachis stenosperma is the source of this 847-nucleotide messenger RNA. RefSeq names its product protein EI24 homolog. NCBI's taxonomy places the organism in Eukaryota, Viridiplantae, Streptophyta, Magnoliopsida, Fabales, Fabaceae. Bases 144 to 497 code for a protein of 117 amino acids. The record is from RefSeq and is a predicted model, not a curated record. The transcript has 5 exons.